GUCCACAGAUAAUGGUGCUCAUGAAACAAAGGGAUGUCAUAGGACACCACUGGCACCCUCUCGGGCGUCCAAUUAGUAAAUUAAGAGGGUGUUGUGAGUUGUCAGUCCUGCCAGUCACACACCACUUCGGCACACGAUGUUGCUGGACAGCGGGCACGAGGUGACGCUUCUGGAGGGGGAGGAGCUGGCACAGCAGGAGCAGGACUUCACAGGCCAUAAAGAUAUGGGUCUGAUUCGCUUGAUCCCCGGCAGGUGGCUCUUUCCUAAGAAGUUCACCAAAUAUGCUAAUGGCCUUUACAACUUCAAGUGGCGGAACAGUGACGUGGUGCUGAUGACGUACCCCAAGUGUGGCACCACCUGGACGCAGGAGAUCAUCUGGACCAUGAGGAACAACACCACUUUCGACCAUCCCCACGCCAAUGAGCCCCUCAUGGACCGAGCUCCCUUCAUUGAAUCUGACAUGUACUACCCAGACGGCCUGACUCGUGACAGCCCAAUGAUGAAAGAGACGCCAUCAUUUUUGCGCCACUGUCCAGAUGCUGACCCCAACGAUGGAGUGUACUUACAAAUGUCAGCAGCCAUACCUGACCCCCGCACCAUCAAGACACACCUGCCCUUCUCUCUGCUCCAUCCUUCAAUGCUGGACACAGUUAAGGUGGUGUACGUGGCCAGGAACCCCAAGGAUGUGUUGCUCUCCUACUGCCAUCACUCACGCCUCUUCUUUGACGACGGCUUUCAAGGCACCGUGGAGGAUUUCUACAAAUAUUUCAUUAGUGGAGACUUACUGUGGGGUGGCUACGACGAGCAUGUAAAGGAGGCGUGGGAGAGACGCACCCACCCAAACCUUCACUUUGUGUUCUACGAGGACAUGAAGGCCGACAUGAUGAAGGAGUUACGCAGACUGAAUGACUUCCUGGACACCCAGCUGACGGAGGAGCAGCUGAAGAAGGUGGCAGACUACACCUCCUUCGAGAGCAUGAAGGUACGAGGUGAUGAGCAAAUGAAGGAAUAUUACGACAAAGACGUAUGGAAGAAAGACGGAGGAUUCUUCAGAAAGGGGAAGAGCGGUGACUGGAAGAAGAGCCUCACUCCAGAACUUGUUGCUGAGAUGGACUCGUGGACUGCCAAACGCUUUAACUUUGGCGUCACCUUUAAGUAAUCGGAGGGAUACUCAGACCACACUGAUGACCUGCUGAGUCGCCGUCCGUGGUCUCAUGCACAAAGGAAUGGAGGGAACAGCCUGCCGGCUAGGCCCUACAUUACGCCUUGCAGCACAUCGUCGGAGCUAAUCGAUGACAUAUAGCACCUUGAAACGACUUAACUUGAAUGAAACAAUGAGGAGUUUGAGGAUACAACCGGCGAACAGAAACCCCAGAGCAGCAGAGGAGUUUGAGGAUACAAUUGGCCCAGGAACCCCCGAACAACAGAGUAGUGUGAGGAUACAAGUGGCCAACAGAAACCCCCAGAGCAUAAAGGAGUUUGAGGAUACAACUGGCCUAAAGGAGCCCACAAGAACAACAGUGGUGGGAGGCAGGCCAAUCAAGACACCUCCACAUCCGAAAUUGACCUCUCUUUUGGCUACUCUUCACUACUCUCUUUUAUAGGAGCAGUGCUUAAAAUUAGCGUUUUUUUUCUCUCGUUUUUUGGGGGUUCAUAUAUUCCUGACCUUGAGCUGCUUCCUUUACUGUAAAAAAAAAAGUACAGUUGCAGGGAGAUCUCCGGCGUGGGAGUCUGCAUGGAAGGCGUGAGCUGACACGAUUAAGUUUAGUUGAAAGCUGAUCAGAGAGGCCUGGUUUUAGUUUGUGAUAUUUCUACAAGUUCUGCACUGAGUAGAACACAAAACCUUUCAGUAAAUACCAUAUCAUCCCUGUCAACUAAAAUGUAAUAAAAGUCUGCUGCAGAAUGUUUA
Messenger RNA from Eriocheir sinensis (Chinese mitten crab), 1909 nucleotides. RefSeq names its product sulfotransferase 1C4-like. The transcript is spliced from 8 exons. Bases 137 to 1159 code for a protein of 340 amino acids. Gene Ontology annotation, biological process: sulfation. The record is from RefSeq and is a predicted model, not a curated record. Gene Ontology annotation, cellular component: cytoplasm. Lineage: Eukaryota; Metazoa; Arthropoda; Malacostraca; Decapoda; Varunidae. Gene Ontology annotation, molecular function: sulfotransferase activity.